Molecule: messenger RNA, 1307 nt
Organism: Rhinichthys klamathensis goyatoka
Lineage: Eukaryota; Metazoa; Chordata; Actinopteri; Cypriniformes; Leuciscidae
Gene: dram2a
Product: DNA damage-regulated autophagy modulator protein 2
Exons: 8
Coding region: 414-1223 (269 amino acids)
Biological process (GO): regulation of autophagy; photoreceptor cell maintenance
Cellular component (GO): lysosome
Source: RefSeq, a predicted model, not a curated record
AAAACUGUUGAUAUAAUCGCCUUCAACAAACCUGAAACAUUUCACAAUAUUACUUUUUUUUACUGUAUGUUUCAUCAAAUAGAUUGAGCAUAAGAGACUUCUUUCACAAACAUUACAUUUUUUUUUAAUUAUUCCAAACUUUAGGCCGUCAGUGUAGCAUAUGUGAGCUAUAUCCAGUGUGGUUAACACACCGGCCUUCAGAGGUGACCGUGUGCAGAGGAUACAGUGAGUGUGUGUGAGUGUUCAUUUCUCUUGAGUGCAGAAAGUGAAAUCACGCUGACGUAGUCAGCUGACUUUGGUCACAGGACUUUAGGGAGAGCAUCUCACAAAAACACACCCGACCAGUUGAUUCUUCUUCAUGUUGGUGACCUCAGUAAGUGAAUUUCCUCUGACCGGCCCUAUGUGAGGGCAGUAUGUGGUGGUUUCAGCGGGGGCUUUGUGCUCUACCGGUGGCUCUGGUGACCUGGUCAUCUGCUACGUUCCUCAUCUCUUAUGCCACAGCGGUCGUGUUGGGCCAUGCUGACCUGCUCUUUCCAUACAUAAGUGACACGGGCACUGAGGUUCCUGAACGCUGUGUGUUUGGCUUCAUGCUGUCAAUCUCAGCUUUCCUAGGGUUGGGCACCAUGUAUGUACGAUAUAAACAAGUUGAGGCUUUAAUUUCGGCCUCUGAGUCGGGCUUACAGCUGCUGAACUACACAGGCCUCCUGAUGGGCAUCUUCAGCACUGUAGGGAUGUGUGUUGUGGCCAACUUCCAGAAAACAGAUAUGAUAUCCAUCCACCUUUUUGGGGCGGGGUUGACCUUCGGCCCUGGGACAUCGUAUAUCCUGAUUCAGACCGGCAUGUCAUACCGCAUGCAGCCGCGUUUCCAUGGCAGAGGAAUUCUAUGGGCGCGUAUGGCUGUGGGAAUGUGGACGCUCAUUAGCAUAAUUACACUUUUCAUAUCCUUUGUGCUAAUGUAUGAUGACCUGCCUGGUGUGGAUGUCCCUAAUAAGUUACACUGGGAGAGAGGUUUUAUACCGCACCAGGUCAGUGCUUCAGCAGAGUGGUCUCUGGCAUUCUCCUUCAUCUGCUUUUUCUUCACGUACAUGCAUGAUUUCCAGAAAAUCACUCUGAGGGUUCAGCCUGUACUUCAGAGUAACCAUCUCUACGAUUAUCCUCACUAUGAAGAGCGAGAGCAUGUGCAUCAUGAAGAACGCUCUCCUCUACUGGCUGGUACCAUUUGACAGACACUCUUCCGUCUUGCGUCUGACAUCGAACACUGCAGCCGACAUUCAGUGGACAUUCACUUCACGAAUCUGAAUAUUCCC